Messenger RNA from Gopherus evgoodei (Goodes thornscrub tortoise), 2830 nucleotides. It is a transcript of the gene TMC2, whose product is annotated as transmembrane channel like 2. Gene Ontology annotation, cellular component: plasma membrane. Gene Ontology annotation, molecular function: mechanosensitive monoatomic ion channel activity. The coding region runs from base 1 to 2763 and encodes 920 amino acids. Lineage: Eukaryota; Metazoa; Chordata; Testudines; Testudinidae. The record is from RefSeq and is a predicted model, not a curated record. The transcript has 20 exons. Gene Ontology annotation, biological process: vestibular reflex; detection of mechanical stimulus involved in sensory perception of sound.
AUGGGGAGGAAAAAGAAAUGUGCAUUACAGGUCAUCAUGGAAGAUGUUGGAAUGGAGAUUGAUGGACAAGUGGAAAGUGACUCCGAGAGCGAAGGGGCUGAAGAGGGGGGAAAGGCAACCAGAAAGCAGCACUCCAAGGAAGCUAUCAAGUCAAGUGGACAUGAAAGGAAAAAGCAAAAUAAGAAUGGGGAAGAAGUUGAACUUGAAAUUGAAGCCCCAAGGCAAAAAAGAACUACUAAGAAGAAAAGUCACAAAAUGAAUGACAGUGAUGGGGAAAGUGAAGCAGGGGAAGCAGCAAGCGGGAAGAAAAAGAGAAAUAAAAAAGCUAGCAAAAACCAAAAGGAAGCAGAGAAUAAAGAAAAGCAAACAAAGAAAGGGAAGGAGCAGGAUAAGAAACAGAAGAAAAACCCAGCAGAGAGCUCUUCUUCCUCAUCUGCUUCCAACUCAUCUGAUGAAGAAUCUCUGUCAGAGGAAGAACUGACGAGGCUAAAGGAACAGGUAGAGGAAAAGAAAAAACUAAUAUCUACCAUGAGGAACAAACCUUGGCGUAUGGUGAAGAAAUUAGCAUUGCUCAGGGAGGCACAAGCUUUUGUAGAGAAGUUUGAAGGAGCACUGGGAAAGGGAAAAGGAAAAAAAUUCUAUGCAUACAAGAUGAUGAUGGUAAAGAAAUGGGUGAAAUUUAAGAGAGACUUUGACAAUUUUAAGACACAGUGUAUUCCUUGGGAAAUGAAGAUAAAAGAAGUGGAAAGUCACUUUGGUUCCUCAGUAGCUUCUUAUUUCAUAUUUCUGCGAUGGAUGUACGGAGUAAAUCUGGUCCUUUUUGGUUUAAUAUUUGGACUGGUUAUAAUUCCAGAGAUCUUGAUGGGAAUCCCAUAUGGAAGUAUACCUAGAAAAACUGUACCCAGAGCUGAACAAGCUACUGCUAUGGAUUUUUCUGUCCUUUGGGAUUUUGAGGGUUAUAUCAAAUAUUCUGCUCUUUUUUAUGGCUACUACAACAAUCAACGGACAAUCGGCUGGUUGAAAUACAGGCUACCGAUGGCAUACUUCAUGGUUGGAGUUAGUGUAUUUGGCUACAGCCUGAUGGUGGUUAUAAGAUCGAUGGCCAAAAAUGCCAACGAAAACACAGGAGAUGGGGAUGACAACAAUUUCACUUUCAGCUGGAAAAUGUUCACUAGCUGGGAUUACCUCAUUGGCAAUCCAGAGACCGCAGACAACAAAUUUGCAUCUAUUGCAACCAGCUUCAAGGAGUCUAUUGUGGAUGAGCAAGAAAGUAACAAGGAUGAGAACAUUCAUCUGAGAAGAUUCCUUCGGGUUCUGGCUAACGUGCUUAUCAUAUGUUGCUUGUGUGGAAGUGGCUACCUCAUUUAUUUUGUGGUUAAACGGUCCCAGACUUUUUCAAAAAUGCAAAACAUUGGCUGGUAUGAAAGAAAUGAGGUUGAAAUUGUUAUGUCCUUGCUAGGAAUAUUUUGUCCUCCACUGUUUGAAACCAUUGCUGCCUUAGAGGAGUAUCAUCCUCGCAUUGGAUUGAAAUGGCAGCUAGGACGUAUCUUUGCUCUGUUUCUCGGGAACCUCUAUACCUUUUUAUUGGCCCUAAUGGACGAUGUCAAUGAAAAGCUGACUGAAGAAGUAGUGAUAAAGAACUUCACACACUGGACCCUGCUUAGCUACUAUAACUCAUCUGCAAUGAAUGACAGUGCGGUUACUCCACCUCCUAUUGAUCCCGCAGAUGUGCCUAGAGUUCCUUGCUGGGAGACAACUGUGGGCAUCGAAUUUGUAAGACUCACUGUGUCUGAUAUUCUGGUGACCUAUGUAAUCAUCCUGGUGGGAGAUUUUAUUCGUGCUUGCUUUGUCAGAUUUGUGAACUACUGCUGGUGCUGGGACCUUGAGGCUGGAUUUCCCUCCUAUGCAGAAUUUGAUAUUAGUGGUAACGUGUUGGGCUUGAUCUUCAAUCAAGGAAUGAUCUGGAUGGGAUCCUUUUAUGCACCUGGACUGGUUGGUAUAAACGUGCUGCGCUUACUAACCUCCAUGUAUUUUCAGUGCUGGGCAGUUAUGAGUAGCAAUGUCCCUCAUGAACGCGUGUUCAAAGCAUCCAAAUCCAAUAAUUUUUAUAUGGGACUCUUGCUGUUGAUCCUGUUCCUAAGCCUACUGCCAGUGGCCUACACCAUAAUGUCCCUCCCUCCUUCCUUUGACUGUGGACCAUUCAGUGGAAAGAAAAGAAUGUAUGAUGUCAUCCAAGAGACCAUCAAGCAGGAUUUUCCACUUUUUAUAGCCAAGAUCUUCAGUUAUGUGGCAAAUCCAGGCCUGAUUAUACCUGCAGUUCUGCUUAUGGUCCUAGCCAUCUACUAUCUGAAUGCUGUGGCUGAAGCAUACCAGCGUGCUAACACAGAACUGAAGAAGAAAAUGCAAAUGCAACGUGACGAGGAGAAAAACAAGAGGAACAAUAAAGCUACUACUAGUUCUGCAAUGCAAGACUUAGACAACUUGCUGGUUCCAGGUGCAAAGAGUGCGAGUCAGCCCAAAUCAAUAGAAGAGAACAAAUUGAACUCUACUAGAAGAAACAGCCCUGCAGGGAAAGAAGGAAGUACGACAAGAAACAGCAACCUCACCAGCUCUGGGCGAGGAGAAAUACUGGUGCCGCCGCCUUGCGUAGUGAUAACACGACCGCCGAGGCCUAGUUUAAGGGCAUCUCACCAUAGACGAUCAAAACCCGGAGCUUACCAGCCGGGACCGUACCCUGUAAUGGGCAGGGGGCAGCCGCAUUAAAACAUCUCACGUAGUUUUGUUUGGCUAUAGGUGUAUUGUUUAUUUCCAUUAUAUCAGGCAUUCAAAC